This is a messenger RNA of Girardinichthys multiradiatus, 943 nucleotides long. RefSeq names its product trypsin-2-like. Lineage: Eukaryota; Metazoa; Chordata; Actinopteri; Cyprinodontiformes; Goodeidae. Gene Ontology annotation, molecular function: serine-type endopeptidase activity. Gene Ontology annotation, biological process: proteolysis. The transcript has 6 exons. The record is from RefSeq and is a predicted model, not a curated record. Bases 115 to 843 code for a protein of 242 amino acids.
UUGGUCCUAGAUAACAGAAAGAAGUGUUCUUAUAAGUAAAGCUCAGAUCCACCUUUUCUAUAUAAACCAGGGCUGCAGAGGAAGUUUUUUCAUCAACAAGAUCACUCAGCAACAAUGAGGUCUCUGGUGUUUGUUCUGCUCAUUGGAGCUGCUUUUGCCUUGGAUGACGACAAGAUUGUUGGAGGGUAUGAGUGCACACCCCACUCUCAGCCUCAUCAGGUGUCUCUGAAUGUUGGCUACCACUUCUGUGGUGGCUCCCUGGUCAACGAGUUAUGGAUUGUGUCUGCUGCUCACUGUUACCAGAACCGUAUUGAAGUUCGUCUGGGAGAGCACCACAUCAACAUCAACGAGGGAACUGAAGAGUUCAUCAGCUCCUCCAAUGUCAUCCGCCAUCCCAGUUACAAUAGCUACACCAUUGACAAUGACAUCAUGCUGAUCAAGCUCAGCAGGGCCGCUACCCUCAACCAGUAUGUCCAGCCUGUGGCUCUGCCCAGCAGCUGUGCUUCUGCUGGUACCAUGUGCUUAGUCUCUGGCUGGGGCAACACCAUGAGCUCAACUGCUGACAAGAACAGGCUGCAGUGCCUGGAGAUCCCCGUCAUAUCCAACCAGGACUGUAAUAACUCCUACCCUGGAAUGAUCACUGAUUCCAUGUUCUGUGCCGGAUACCUGGAGGGAGGCAAGGACUCCUGCCAGGGUGAUUCUGGUGGCCCGGUUGUGUGCAACGGUGAGCUGCAUGGCAUUGUUUCAUGGGGAUACGGAUGUGCUGAGAGAGACCAUCCCGGUGUCUACACCAAGGUCUGCCUCUUCAACGACUGGCUCCAGAACACCAUGUCCAGCUAUUAAACUGGAUCCUACAAUGGCCAUCUAACACUGCUAAAUUUCCACCAUCAUUCUGUACAAUAUGUAGACAGUUUGACACCAAUAAAUAAAUCAUAGAACUUUA